Molecule: messenger RNA, 3628 nt
Organism: Solenopsis invicta (red fire ant)
Lineage: Eukaryota; Metazoa; Arthropoda; Insecta; Hymenoptera; Formicidae
Product: protein FAN
Exons: 16
Coding region: 562-3246 (894 amino acids)
Molecular function (GO): protein binding
Source: RefSeq, a predicted model, not a curated record
AAGCUGUACAUUUUAAUGAAAAGUAUAAGAUAGAAUGCUCUUUUAUAAUUACAAAAAUUUACUAUCCGAUUUGUUUGUCCUGAAACAAUUUAUUUAAAUUCAAUUUUUUCUCUUGUCAUCGGGUUGUAAAGUUGGGAUAUUAUUUUUAAUGAGUUUUGGAACGCAGUUAACAUUGAAGUAGAGUUUUAUCCCCAGAAACUGUAUCGUAUAAUCCCUAGAAAUCGUUCCCAAGAUCUCAAAUGGACGGAGAAUUGUGCGUGACCAAUCUCCAUGUUGGAUAAAAAAAAAGAGAAAAUUGAAAUAACGGUGCAAGAACACACCUAUCGUAAGAUUCGUAAGAUGCAGGAGCAGCGUGACGAACCAUGGACAAUUCUUGAUUUUGUCUUCAGUCUUCAUCAAUCUUCAUUGACACUGAAUGAUGUUUCGAUAAAAUUGAAUCAAGCAUUCAUGUACACUUAAAAAUUUUGUAAUUAAUUUUCUUUAUUAUACCUGUACUAACAGUGUAUUAUAUAUUAAUUAUUGUUAUAAAUAUACUCGUAUGUAUUAUUUAUUCGUACAACGAUGGAGAAGGAAAGAUUUACUAUGCUUCUUUUGGAACCAGGAGAAAUAUUUUUUGAAGAUUAUAGUGUUCAGAUGAAAAGGCUAGAUGCUCCAUUUUUUGAAAACAAAAAUUGGAUGGAUGGGAGAUUAAAAUUGUGCUCUAAAUCUUUAGUAUUUGUAAAUAAAGAUAUUAAUCAGCCACUAAUUAAGAUUCAGCUUAAAGAAACUACAUCGAUAGAGCAAUGUACAUUGAGCAAUGAUAUAGUAAGUAAUAUGCUGUCAAUAGAAUGUAAGCAACAUGUGGAAAUGCUGGAGAAAAAUGUAUUGGCACCAUAUAAAUUUAUACACCAGAAUACCAUGUUCCACUUUUGUUUCAAUUAUGCAAAAGUAGAAGAUUGUCUUUCGCAAAUUCUACAGUUGCAUAGAGCAGCGAGUUUAGUUACUGUUGAACAAAAUGCUAUGAUUAUGGCUAUUGUACACUCUAGACAGUCACGUGUAUCUUUUGAUACAUCGUGGCUUGAGGAUUUAUAUGAACAAGUGGUCCUGGAGACACAAGCGAACAAAGUAUUACCACUUGUGAUAAAUCCAGGCAGAGUAUUAUUGACCAAUUCAAGAAUUUAUUUUCAACCUUAUAAUAAUAUGGAUCAGCAUCCUGUCCUUAAGAUCCAAUUGAAAGAUAUACGAAAUAUUAUAAAAAGGAGAUUUUUAUUGCGACAAGUGGGUCUUGAAAUUAAGUGGGUACGACAAAUUGACAGCAUCGAACAUUUAUUUUUAUCAUUUCAAAAUCAAGAUGACAGAGAUACACUAUAUGAAAAUUUACUUAAACAAUCGGCAGUUUCUCUUGAGACUGUACCACAAAAUCAAAUGACAAUGAGAUGGCAAAAUGGAUACAUAUCGAAUUAUGAUUAUAUUUUAUAUGUAAAUAGUUUGGCCGAUAGAACAUUUCACGAUUUGACACAAUAUCCGGUGUUGCCUUGGAUUAUACAAGAUUAUAUUUCUACAACAUUAGAUUUAAAUGAUAUUAAUGUUUAUAGAGAUCUUUCAAAACCUAUUGGCGCAUUAAAUCCUAGUCGUCUAGAAAAGCUAAAAGAACGAUAUUCGGAAAUGUCUGAUCCAAAGUUUUUAUAUGGUUCUCAUUAUAGUGCACCAGGUUUUGUACUAUUUUACUUAGUACGAAAAUAUCCUCAAUAUAUGCUCUGUCUUCAAAACGGAAGAUUUGAUCAUCCGGAUAGAAUGUUCAACAGUAUAGCCGACGUGUGGAAAAAUGUUUUGGUGAACAUGUCUGACUUUAAAGAACUGAUACCGGAGUUUUAUGACAUGGGCAAUGGUGGUGACUUUCUAGUGAAUAAUUAUGGUAUCGAUUUUGGCUAUCGGCAUGAUGGUACAAAAAUAGGCGAUGUACAACUACCUCCUUGGGCAAAAGGGCCAGCCGAUUUUGUACAACAAUUGAGAAAUGCUUUAGAGAGUGAUUACGUUUCUCAAAAUCUUCAUCAUUGGAUUGAUUUAAUUUUUGGCUAUAAACAAAGAGGAAUUGAAGCUGACAAAGCUGAUAAUGUAUUCUUCCAUUUGUGCUAUGAAGGAGCAGUAGAUUUAGAUACUAUACGAGAUAUAAAUGACAGACAUGGACUUGAAGUACAAAUUAUGGAGUUUGGUCAAAUACCAAAACAAGUUUUUACUUUACCUCACCCCAAACGUUUGACACCAGCUCUAAAUUUAUUAUGUAGCGAAACAUUAUUGACUUCACAAGAAUCAAUGACUUCAAGCAGUACAUGUGUAAAAGAAAAGUCAAUUAAUUUUACUAAAUUAGUAGUGUUUCAAGCGCACAAAGACUGUGUCACAAGUAUUGUACGAAAGAAUACAACGAGUAACGACAUUAUAUCCGUAGGGCAAGAUGGAAUGCUUAAAUUAUAUAACAUAAACGAAAAGAAACUGACACGCAGUGUUACCUUAUCCUCGUUGUCGUUGUCAUCUUGUAUCUCGUAUUAUACACUAUCGCAACGUAACAUUCUUGUAGCAGGAUCAUGGGACAAUACAUUGAUAUUUUAUGAUAUCGAAUUUGGCAGAGUAAUCGAUGUUUUGCAAGGACAUGAAGACGCUGUAUCGUGUUUAGCGUGGAGCUCUACUCAUCAAGUGAUUAUAUCUGGAUCAUGGGAUUGUACUGCAAAAGUUUGGCAUGGAUACACUUCUGGAUCAAAAAUUAAGCCUGCGGAAUGUUUUAUCGCACAAUUAGAUCAUGACUCCAAAGUAACUUGUAUUAAUAUAUCGAAAGACGAUACUAUGUUGGUAUCUGCUACAGAAGAUGGUGAAUUAUGUUUAUGGAGCAUGAAUAGUUAUAAUUUACAAGCUACUAUUAAAGGCCAUACAUGCAGAGUAAACGCAGUAACAUUCGAUGAACAAUGCAGCAGUGUGAUAUCAUGCGCAGAAGAUAAAGUAUUAAAUAUAAUUGAUGUUCGAACAAGUACACAGAUAUAUUCCAUCAGUUUAGAAAGCGAACCAUUGACAUUAACGUGGAUGGGAACGUUCUUGUUGAUAGGUGAUAACGAUGGAAAUCUUAAUAUGUGGAAUCAUCAAGAGGCUGUAUUUGUCUCGCAAAUACAUUGUCAUGAUGGACCGCUUUGCGCCUUAGCUGUAGCAGCUGAUAGUAAUUUAAUAAUAACAGGUGGAAAAGACAGGAAAGUCAUUGUAUGGGAAUAUCACGAUCACUGACACAGUAUUACAAAUUAUAUACUAUUACUAUUAGUGUAUAAAGAAAAUUUUAUGUAAAUAGAAUGUAGUUCUAUAUAACAUAAUAUUUUAUUACUUAUAUUUGUUAUAUACAAUUGUUAUAUACUACAAUCUAAGAUACAGCAUAACAUGUUCAAAGUGAUUGGAAAGGAAAGUUAAAAAAUUUAGAAGCAUAUGAUGCUUGUAAAAAAAUAUCUACAACAAUAAUGCUCAUAAUUUCAUUGAUAUUUUCUUUAAGUUACCCCAUAUUAGAUUCGUAACAUGUACAAAUUUCGUAACAUACACAAAUUUCUAAUUUUCUGAAAUUUGUAUGUACUUCAUAUUCCAGAGAAACAUAAAAAAAGAUUCCUUUUUUUAAAUUAUA